AGAAUGUCAGUCCCUCUUCAUCUACGAGAACGAGCAGAGCCUGUGUGCUGUGUAGCUGUAGUGUAGCCUACAUACAUGCUUAAAAUGUGUAGCUAUAGUGUACAUACAUACAUACAUACAUAAAAUGUCACGAUCUAUCAAAGAGUUUAUUGUCCACUAUGACCCCAUUAACGAUAGCAAUAUUUUUACUAGUGGGGACAUUGUGGAGGGGCGAGUUAUUUUGGAAGUGACCAAAGAAAUAAAGGUGGAUAGUUUUUUUGUGAAGCUCACGGGAGACGCAAACGUGAGCUGGUCUGAAGGAUCAGGCGACAAUGAAACAACCUACAGCGACCAUGAGAGAUACUUCAAAAUAAAGCAAUACUUCAUUCAAGAGAGCUCGAAAAAAGGCCAAAGUGAAAAGAAUACCACUCUUGUAAGUGGAGAGACUUAUGGACCAGUGAUUAGACCAGGAAGUUAUGUUUUUCCAUUCAGAUUUCAGCUGCCUCAACAAAAUAUGCCUUCAUCUUUUAAAGGAUAUUAUGGCUCAGUUAAGUAUGUCAUGACCGUAAAGCUGAAGAGGCCGUGGAGGCCAACAUCUACUACAUGUACAGAAUUAACCUUUUUACCCAGGAAUGAUGGGAUUAAUGAUCAUUUACUGCAACCACAAUCUGGCACAGAAGACAAGAAGAUGAAACACUUUGGCUCAGGGAAAAUGUCAAUGACAGUAACAACAGACAAAACUGGCUAUUUGCAAGGUGAAACAAUCCGAGUUUCUGUUGAUGUUGACAACUCUUCAUCUCGUGACGUCAAGCUAAAGUACAGCCUCAAGCAGAAACAGACGUUCAAGGCUGAAGGGAGCACUAAUAAAGGAUUUAAGGUUAUAGUCAAAGAAACUAAAGAUCGCAUCCCAUCUGGAGAAAAGGCAAAAUUCAUAGUGGACAUGAACCUUCCACGUGACCUGACUGUCACCAUUGAAAACUGCAGAAUUAUAAAAGUGCAGUAUGAACUCAAGGUGUCUCUGGAUGUGUCUUUCGCCUCAGAUCCAGCAGUCAGAUUCCCUGUGGUUAUUCUUCCAGCUGACUGGCAAGGCCUACCUGCAGGAUUCCAGUCAUAUCCACCACCUCAGCCUAACCUUGUGCCCUAUCCUGCUGGACAACCACCUCCAUAUGCAGAACUUUACCCCAACUUAUAUGACCCUACAGCUCUACCCCAUCCAGGAGCUGCUGCAGGGCUUUAUCCAGAUCCAAAUGCAGAGCUGCCUGGUUUCCAUCCGACUCCAUCUGCACCAGUUUAUGAUCCAAAUCAAAGCACUAAAGAAUCCUCCCCUAAUGUGUCUUAUUAGUCUCCUUCACCAGACAAACCUCUGACCACCACUUAUGAUGUGUCAAUUAUAACUUCAUGGUUUUAUCUGCAUGAAUUAAGCUCAGUGUCUAUCAGUGACUUUUCUAAUUUUUUUUUUUUUUUUUUUUUCAUUUUACAGGGAAUGUAGCUGCAGUUUAUUAAAAAAAAAAAAAAAAAAAAAAAAAAAAAACCUUUAUCCCUGAUUACUUCAACUUCUUUAGUUGAAUCUGAUAGUACUGCAUGUUGUUCUUUUUAGAACAUAUUGCAGCUUUUUUAGUUCUAAAUUUUCACUUUUUGACCUCUGGAUCAUGAUAAAAUGAUCUAUGAACUGUAAACUUUUACAUAUUUGCCAUGUGUCUUUACAAAGUUAUUGUCACGUGUUUAGUGUGUUUUGGUUCUGUUUUCCCCGUUCCUGUCUACCUGAGUUUGCCUGCGUUCCCAAGUUCGUUUUCUUGGUUGUUAAUUAGUUCCACACAUCUGUUCUGUUUUCUGUUGAUUACUCUAUCUGUAUUUCAUCAGUUCAUUGUCUGGUAUUGUUUGUGUUUGAUUUGGUUGUUAUCUCCUGAGUUUGUUAUUGGAUUUAUUAUUAUUAUUAUUAAAACACACACUGCACUUGGAACUUUCAAGCAUCUUAAAAUGAAGAUAUCAAAAGAAUUUGAUCAUCAAAAAAAGCAGAUACUAAACUCUGAAUAAACUCAAAAUGUCUUACAUUUUAGUUCUAUGUUGCAAUUAUGCAUAUAUCACCAUGCUAAUUCAAAUGAGAUUUUGAUCAUACAUCCCCAUCCCCCAACACACUUGCACACAAAGUAAAACUUCCUUGAUGUCAACAGUCUCUGACAGAUCAGCCCAACCCAUGUUUACUUUUCUCUACUGACCAUUUCAACAAU
Messenger RNA from Megalobrama amblycephala (Wuchang bream), 2207 nucleotides. Its product is annotated as arrestin domain-containing protein 3-like. The transcript has 7 exons. The record is from RefSeq and is a predicted model, not a curated record. Gene Ontology annotation, biological process: protein transport. Bases 125 to 1321 code for a protein of 398 amino acids. NCBI's taxonomy places the organism in Eukaryota, Metazoa, Chordata, Actinopteri, Cypriniformes, Xenocyprididae. Gene Ontology annotation, cellular component: plasma membrane; cytoplasm.